Messenger RNA from Pipistrellus kuhlii (Kuhl's pipistrelle), 1075 nucleotides. Its product is annotated as OX-2 membrane glycoprotein. The record is from RefSeq and is a predicted model, not a curated record. Lineage: Eukaryota; Metazoa; Chordata; Mammalia; Chiroptera; Vespertilionidae. The transcript is spliced from 5 exons. Gene Ontology annotation, biological process: negative regulation of macrophage activation; regulation of immune response. Bases 53 to 1024 code for a protein of 323 amino acids. Gene Ontology annotation, molecular function: cell-cell adhesion mediator activity.
GUUAGAAAAGAAGGUAUUCUGAGUGUUAGAGAAGAUUUUCUCAUCAAAUUUAAUGGCCUUUUCACUCCAGCUCAAUCUCCAGCUCCUCGUGCUUUCCAUCUUGGUACCAGGAUUUGCAGGUUCUCCACACAGAAUACAGCACAAAAAUAAGGAGACAGCUGUAUUAGGAGGAAAUGUGACAAUUUUCUGCAAUCUAACAAUUCAAGCAGAUGUUGUGCAAAUUACCUGGCAGAAGGUCCAAGAUUCUUUGCCACAAAAUAUUGGCACGUAUAGCAGUAAAUAUGGAGAAAAGAUUCUUCCACCAUACAUAGAUCGACUGCACUGCAAGGUCAUCGAACCCAAUUCCUCAUUCAUCACUAUUCACAAAGUGACGUUUGAAGACGAAGCCUGCUACAAAUGUCUGUUUAAUGUGUUUCCUCAGGGCAGUCAGGAAGGACAAAUCUGCCUUACCAUCAUAACUGUAUCUGAAUUUAAAACUGAACUCCAGUCCAAUCUUGGCUCUGAAGAUUUUCUUAAAUUUACUUCCUCAGCUGUGGGGAAACCUGUUCCUCAAAUAUCUGUCUUUCCAUCACAAGUCUUAAUUAAUCCACCAAAAGAAUACCUUGUACACAACCCAAAUGGCACAGUGACUAUCACUAAAAUGUACAACAUCUCCUUGGAGACUGUGAGAUCCCUAAGACUCCAAAAACUGAUUGUGCACAUGGAUCAUCCUCAGAGGAAUGAAGAGAAGAUUGUCCCUUUGUCUCUCCAACAAGAAUGUACUUCUGUCUCUUCUUACAUGUGGCUGGUAAUUAUCCUCUUUAGUUUACUACAGGUAGUACUUAUCAUCCUUUAUAUCGUUUGGAGAAAGAAAAAAUGGAAAGGAAGAAAGAGAGAGAGAAAUGUGGAUGUGAAAAAGAGACGUCGAUCAUAUUUCUUCGCCAUGUGCCACACUCAGGAAUCAAACCCAGAGCCUGUGCAUAUGCCUCCACCAGGAUUGAACCAGGGAUCUUUAGAUUCACAAGAUGACGCUAAACCAACUUAGCUACACCACCCAUGGCUGAAAAUUAAGAUUUUAAUUAAAAAUUUUGAAAUU